Messenger RNA from Entrophospora candida, 2763 nucleotides. The record is from the annotation of a GenBank genome assembly. Lineage: Eukaryota; Fungi; Glomeromycota; Glomeromycetes; Entrophosporales; Entrophosporaceae.
AUGGAAGAUGAUUUGAUAUCACCAAAAGAAAAAGAAUGCAUUGAUGAUGGUGAUAAUGAUACGGCAUUCACUAUUUCAUUUCUUCCAAAUACUGGUAAUAAAUAUUUCUUUGCUACUAUAAAUGAUACAGUUAAAUUGUAUGAUUUUGAAACAGGCCAGAGGGAUAAAAACAAGGAAUGGUGCAAUGAAGAUAUUGCUACUAUAUUAAGUGUCUCUUAUCGAAUUCCGUCCACUCAAGACCUCUAUUUAAUUUGCCAAGAUAUUAUUGUAGAGAGGCCAUUGAUUUUAUUUGAGUCCCCAAUAUUUCCAUCGAUCGACGAGGAAUUAUUGUUGCGUAUCUUGGAGCUGGACAUAAUUUGCUUACCAGAAAUCAUGAUUUUUAAUAAAUUGAUUGAGUGGGGCAUUGCAAACACCCCUGGUUACGAUACUUUAACCAAUAAUGCAUCUCAAAUGGAUGCAUUGGGUGACACUUUGGAGAAUGGGUUGCAACUGAUUCGAUACCGCAACAUGAGCAGAGAAGAAAAGAUGUCGAUUCUCAACUUUGAACGAAUAUUGCCAACAGAAAAGGUCAAAGAUCAAAUUCCACCUCGCAUUAAUUCGCCUGUCGAGCCAAAAUUUAUUAGUAGCAGAUUUGCUGGAUUAAUUUCCACGUGGAUUGACAGAAAGGAUCCUACGGAAGCUCCAUACACCGGAUUAAAUACACCAUUCCGAUUUAGGCUUGUGUUCCGCAUGGGCGAUCAAACAACCUUCUAUCAAGAACACCGUAAAUACUACAACCAAUCUUCAAGUAGAAUCUUACCGACAAUAAAAUGCCACCACGGGCCUUCGCUAAUGUUAAUGAAACUUAGAAGAUCUGGAAAAAUAAUUGGUGCAUAUAAUCCUAUCGAUUGGAAGCAAGAUUUAUUAAAUAAAGUAUAUGUUUGUACAUCAGAAAGUUUUAUUUUUUCAUGCGAAGAUAGAUAUGGAACGAAUCAUCGAUUAAGCAGAGUUCGUGAUUUUGAUCAUGCUAUUUGCCUAGAGGGCGUAAAUCCCAGCGGGGUAAUAUUAAAAUUUGGCGAAGAUUUAAUAUUUAACCCUAUGAGAGGGUAUGUCAAGUGUAAUGUCGAGAAUAAAUUUUAUGAGCAACCAAAAAUAUUGGAUGAAGAAGGCAGAUAUGGAUAUGAGAUUGAAAAAUGGGAGAUUUAUCGAGUCAGAAGAAAAGAUGAUCAACCAAUGAUGAUAAUAAACGAAGAUAAACAUAAAGUUUCACCUCGCAUUAAUUUACCUGUUGAAACAAAGAUUAUUGAUAGUGACUUUUUUGGAUUGAUUGCGACAUGGAUUGACAGAAAUGAUCCUGUGAAAGAACGGUACACCGGAUCUGAAAUGCCAAUCCAAUUCAGGCCUGUGUUUCGCAUGAAGGAUCUAACAGACUUUUAUCGGGAACAUUCUAAAUAUUAUAACCACGCAACAGAUAGAUUAUUACCAACAAUGAAAUGCCACCAUGGGCCUUCAUUGAUGAUAAUGAAACUUAAAACAUCAGGAAAGAUAAUUGGAGCUUAUAAUCCCAUCAAUUGGAAACAAAACUCAUGCUUGAAUGAGUAUAAAUCCACAUCGGAAAGCUUUAUUUUUUCAAGUGAAGACAUACAUGGAACAAAUCAUCAGUUAAGCCGUGUUAAAAACAUCUAUCGAGCAAUUUGCUCAGAGCAGUUAGUUUCUGUUUUGUACUCAAAUAUUGAAGUCCCCAAUAGUGUGCAGUUAAGAUUUGGCAGCACUUUAAGGAUUAGUUAUGACGAAAAUGAUUAUAGUUUAGAUAGUACUCCUUCUGUCACUUGUUGUAUUCAGCAAAAUGAAGAUUAUGAGCAACCAGCUGUAAUAUCUGCAGGAUAUUACGACAUUGAUGAAUGGGAAAUUUUUAGAGUCAUUAAAAAAGAUAAUCAAAUUCUACAUCGAAUUGAUUCACCUGAACCAAAAAUUAUUAAUAGAAUAACUUCCCCUCCUAGAAUCGUUUAUGACAAUUUUCUAGCAUUGAUUGCGACAUGGAUUGAUAGAAAAGAUCCCACGAAAAAUCCAUAUACAGAGUUUAACAUGCCUUUCCAAUUUAGACACAAAUGCGGAAGAGGUCAUCAAUUAAGCCGAGUUAAAAAUUUUGAUAAAGCGAUUUCUCAGGUGAACAUAUAUCCCAAUGGUGUUCUAUUGAAAUUUGGCGAAGAUUUGAGUUUUAUUUAUAUGCAUGGAAAUAUACAUACUGAUGAACCAGAUUAUGGAUUGGAAGAUGACAUUGUAUUUCCGAGCGUUGGUUGUCGUGUUAAAGAAAAUGGAUUUUAUGAACAGCCACCUGUAUUGCCUGGAGGCAUAUAUGAAAUUGAUGGAUGGGAGGAACCAAAACUUCAACCAUAUGAUGUUAUGGAAGUUAUGAAAUUACCUAAAGAAUUUCCUGAUAAUUAUUGGCAAUUUCAUGAUAAUAGUGGUCAUGGAAUGAUAAAUUAUAUAAACAAACAAAAUCCACUUGAAUUAUUUAAUGUAAAGCAACAGGUUAUGAUUUUUGAUGAAAAUGUACUGAUAAACUUGAAGGCUAUAAUUGAAGAAGUAUUAUCAAUUAAAAGUGUUACAUUUAAAGAAGAAAAUUAUUACAUAGAAUCCAUUGGAGUACAAAUGGUGAUCGAUGAAGUAGAUAACAUUAAUUAUGAUGAAGAAGAAAAUGGUCCAGCUUUAUAUGGUGAAUAUAGAAACUGGACUAGUGAAGAAAUAACAAUCCUCUUGAAAUACAAUUUAGAAUUGUGCUGA